UUUAUAUAAUUAAACAAUAAAUAAUUUUAAAAAAAUUAUAAAAUAAUUUCCGGAGUUCGCCAGCUACAAACAAACGGCAAGCACUAACGAUACCAACUUUCACCGUUAAAUCUAACGAAUAUCCAUCUAUAAAUAAACAUCGUCUCCAUGUCCAUCUCAUCGAAGCCGGCGACGAACUCUUAUUCUCACUCUCAGGCAAAGCUUAGCCGAGAUCCCAAUCCUGAUCCCGAGGCCAAACCAACGGCGAUGAUGGACCUCGUCCUCGUGGAGAAAACCCUUCUAGGGCUUUUCACCGCCAUUAUCGUGGCCAUCGUGGUCUCCAAGCUCCGCAACAAGCGCUUCAAGCUCCCUCCCGGGCCUCUCCCCGUCCCCAUCUUCGGCAACUGGCUCCAGGUCGGCGAUGAUCUCAACCACCGGAAUCUCACCGCCUUGGCCCGCCGCUUCGGCGACAUCCUCCUCCUCCGCAUGGGCCAACGCAACCUUGUCGUCGUCUCCUCCCCCGAUCACGCCCGAGACGUCCUCCAUACCCAGGGCGUCGAGUUCGGCUCCCGCACCCGCAACGUCGUCUUCGAUAUCUUCACCGGUAAAGGCCAGGACAUGGUCUUCACCGUCUACGGCGAUCACUGGCGCAAGAUGCGCCGUAUCAUGACCGUCCCCUUCUUCACCAACAAGGUCGUGCAGCAGAACCGAUCCGGAUGGGAAGCUGAAGCCCAAGCCGUCAUCGACGAUGUCAAGGCCAAUCCGAUCGCUGCCACCGAUGGGAUCAUCCUCCGCCGGCGAUUGCAGCUGAUGAUGUACAACAACAUGUAUAGAAUCAUGUUCAAUCGGAGGUUUGAGAGCGAGGAUGAUGCUCUGUUCUUGAAGCUGAAGGCGUUGAAUGGGGAGAGGAGUAGAUUGGCUCAGAGCUUCGAGUACAACUAUGGCGAUUUCAUCCCAAUUUUGAGGCCAUUUUUGAGAGGUUAUCUCAAGAUUUGCAAGGAUGUGAAGGAAAGAAGGCUUCAACUCUUCAAAGACUACUUCUUGGAAGAGAGGAAGAAGCUGGUGAGUAGUGGAGGAAUGGAUAAGAGUGGGAUGAAGUGCGCCAUUGAUCACAUCUUGGAAGCGGAGCAGAAGGGGGAGAUCAAUGAGGACAACGUACUUUAUAUCAUUGAGAACAUCAACGUUGCUGCAAUAGAAACCACAUUGUGGUCCAUAGAAUGGGGCAUAGCUGAGCUUGUCAACCACCCGGACAUCCAGCACAAGCUGCGCAACGAGCUUGACACCGUCCUCGGUCCCGGCGUGCCGGUCACCGAGCCAGACAUUCAAAACCUCCCAUACCUCCAAGCCGUCAUCAAAGAAACUCUCCGGCUUCGAAUGGCCAUCCCUCUUCUAGUCCCCCACAUGAAUCUCCACGACGCAAAACUCGGCGGCUACGACAUUCCGGCCGAGAGCAAAAUCCUUGUCAAUGCAUGGUGGCUUGCAAACAACCCUGAACUCUGGAAAAACCCCGAAGAGUUUAGGCCAGAGAGGUUCUUUGAAGAAGAGACUAAAGUUGAAACUAAUGGCAAUGACUUUAGGUACCUUCCUUUCGGAGUUGGCCGGAGAAGUUGCCCUGGCAUCAUCCUUGCAUUGCCUAUCCUUUCCAUUACCAUUGGCCGUUUGGUUCAGAACUUUGAGCUUUUUCCACCUCCCGGUGAGAAGAAGAUUGAUACUUCUGAGAAGGGUGGCCAAUUUAGCUUACACAUACUUAAGCAUUCAACUAUUGUUUGCAAACCUAGAGUGCUUUAGUUAUUUUCUUUUCAUUUGAUGCAUUGCUUUGGAUCUCAAGUGUUUUAUUUAUUGUUUGUUAAUUUACUGUGUGAUUCCUAAUGUUCAUAAUGGGCGCUGACAGUAUUGUUGUUGGAAAUUCAUGAGGCGAAAGAAUGUUAAGAAUUGAUCA
Molecule: messenger RNA, 1918 nt
Organism: Dioscorea cayenensis subsp. rotundata (Guinea yam)
Lineage: Eukaryota; Viridiplantae; Streptophyta; Magnoliopsida; Dioscoreales; Dioscoreaceae
Product: trans-cinnamate 4-monooxygenase-like
Exons: 3
Coding region: 148-1767 (539 amino acids)
Biological process (GO): lignin metabolic process
Molecular function (GO): trans-cinnamate 4-monooxygenase activity; heme binding; iron ion binding
Source: RefSeq, a predicted model, not a curated record